Molecule: messenger RNA, 1352 nt
Organism: Amaranthus tricolor (Joseph's coat)
Lineage: Eukaryota; Viridiplantae; Streptophyta; Magnoliopsida; Caryophyllales; Amaranthaceae
Product: petal death protein-like
Exons: 7
Coding region: 185-1099 (304 amino acids)
Molecular function (GO): catalytic activity
Source: RefSeq, a predicted model, not a curated record
UUCCCACCUGCCCCUUUCUGCUCUUUACGUUACCACUACUCACUAGUCGAGUUUUGUUCAUAGUGGUGUACUACUACUAAUAACACUAUAAAUAUGUGAUUCAAGUACUGGAUUUAAUCUCUGAGAAAACAACACUUAAAAUACAAUCUAAUCAUCUGUCAAAUUUGUUUGUGUCAUCUGAAAAAUGGGUUCAAUUGAGGGUAGGAAUAAUGAAGUUAGUGAAGGAAAGACAACAAUGCACCGUCUAAUAGCAGAAGAAGGUGCAGUGUUAAUGCCGGGUGUUCAAGACGCUUUCUCAGCUGCAAUCGCUGCCAAAGCUGGCUUUAAGGCUUGUUUUGUUUCCGGCUUUGGUGUUUCUGCUGCUCUUCUUGGCUUACCUGACUUCGGUUUGCUUACGACAACAGAAGUAACACAGGUAAGUCGAAGGAUAACAUCAGCUGCCCCAAACUUGUGUGUGAUUGUUGAUGGAGACACUGGUGGUGGGGGUCCUUUGAAUGUACAAAGAUUUAUCAAAGAGUUGAUUGCAGCUGGUGCCAAGGGUGUCUUUCUAGAGGACCAAGUAUGGCCGAAGAAGUGCGGUCAUAUGCGCGGCAAGAUGGUGGUACCAGCAGAGGAGCACGCAUUGAAAAUAGCAGCAGCAAGAGAAGCCAUCGGAGAUGCUGAUUUUUUCUUGGUUGCAAGGACUGAUGCACGAGCUCCCCAUGGUCUUCAAGAAGCUAUCAGGCGCGCAAACCUCUAUAGAGAGUCGGGAGCUGAUGCCACAUUUGUCGAGGCACCAGCAAACAUCGAGGAACUUAAAGAAGUCGUGAAUGGUACAAAAGGUUUAAGAAUCGCAAACAUGAUUGAAGGUGGAAAGACUCCUCUACACACACCAGCUGAAUUCAAGGAACUCGGGUUCCAUUUGAUUGCUCAUUCGCUUUCAACAAUCUAUGCUACAACUCGUGCUCUAGUCGAUAUCAUGAAGGUACUCAAGGAGAAGGGUACUACUAGAGACGAUUUGGACAAGAUCGUUACAUUCUCUGAGUUUAAUGAAAUGAUCAGCUUGGAGUCUUGGUAUGAGCUUGAAAAUAAGUUCAAGAAUUUCACUCCUAAAGCUUAAGGAUCAAAUUUAUGUUUUAAUAGUUUGUUAUAUAUUUACCAUAAUUUGAAAUAAAACUUUUUAUGUAUUUUCACUUGUUUGAUCAUAUACAUUUACAAUGCAAUUCAAUUUCAUGGAUUGUGUAAAUUGUAAUCUUGAAGCAUAUGUAAUCUUUUAUUAUUAUUGCUAGUUAUUAUGCUAUAUAAUAUAUAUGAAGUAAGUGAUAAAGUUUAAGGAAAUUAUUAAUGGUAUACUUAAAUUUAUUUUUUUUAUU